UCUUCAGUUACAGAAGUUGAAACCUACCGCCGGACACGAGCAUUAAGGUCUUUAAGAAGAAAUAUACAGAACUCUUCAGAUUCAGGUUUUCGUGAGAAUAUGGAAAUAACAGAAAAACAUGCUAAUGACAGGCAUUUCACAAGGCAGUUGGCUAGACAGCAGGCUGAUAAAAAAAAGGAAGAGUGCAAAGAAGACAAAGUGAUUCCAGUUACUCGGUCACUGAGGAAUAGAAACAUUGUUCAAACUACAGAACGCCUGCAUGAAGAGAAUGGUGAUGUUGAAGUGCGUCGCAGUGGCAGGAUCAGAAGUCGUUAUGGUGCUGUGAACCAGUCAGUGCUGUUUGACAAACUUAUAACAAACACUGCUGAAGCUGUACUUCAAAAAAUGGAUGACAUGAAGAAGAUGCGUAGACGACGAAUGAGAGAACUUGAAGACUUGGGAGUGUUUAAUGAAACAGCUGAAGGCAAUCUUAAUAUGUACACAAGAGGAAAACAAAAAGACAUUCAAAGAACUGAUGAAGAGACAACUGAUAAUCAAGAAGGCAGCGUGGACUCAUCUGAAGAGGGUGAAGACCAAGAAGAUGAAGGGGAUGGGGAGGAUGAAGAUGAUGAAGAAGAUGGAGACGAUAAUCAGAAACGGUACUAUCUGAGGCAGAGGAAGGCCACUGUUCACUACCAAGCUCCGUCGGAAAAACCUCGUCACCAGAGAAAGCCUAACAUAUUUUAUAGUGGCCCAGCUUCUCCUGCAAGACCAAGAUAUCGAUUAUCUUCUGCAGGACCAAGAAGUCCUUACUGUAAACGAAUGAACAGACGAAGGCAUGCCAUCCACAGUAGUGAUUCUACUUCCUCUUCCUCUUCUGAAGAUGAACACUUUGAGAGGCGGAGAAAAAGAAGCCGUAGUAGAGCUAUCAGUAGGUGCCUCCCGCUAAAUUUUCGGAAAGACGAAUUAAAAGGCAUUUAUAAAGAUCGAAUGAAAAUUGGAGCAAGCCUUGCUGAUGUUGACCCAAUGCACCUAGAUUCCUCAGUACGAUUUGAUAGUGUUGGUGGCCUGUCCAAUCAUAUUGCUGCUCUAAAAGAGAUGGUGGUGUUUCCAUUACUUUAUCCAGAAGUCUUUGAAAAAUUCAAAAUUCAACCUCCAAGAGGUUGUUUGUUUUAUGGUCCACCUGGAACUGGAAAGACCCUGGUUGCUAGAGCGCUGGCCAAUGAGUGCAGUCAAGGGGAUAAAAGAGUGGCGUUUUUCAUGAGGAAAGGUGCUGAUUGUCUAAGUAAAUGGGUAGGGGAAUCUGAAAGACAGCUACGAUUGCUGUUUGAUCAGGCUUACCAGAUGCGCCCAUCAAUUAUUUUCUUUGAUGAAAUCGAUGGUCUGGCUCCAGUUCGGUCAAGCAGGCAAGAUCAAAUUCACAGUUCUAUUGUUUCCACUCUGCUAGCUCUUAUGGAUGGAUUGGACAGCAGAGGGGAGAUUGUGGUCAUUGGAGCUACCAACAGACUGGAUUCUAUAGACCCAGCUUUACGGAGACCAGGCCGCUUUGACAGAGAAUUCCUUUUUGGCCUACCUGAUAAAGAUGCUCGAAAAGAGAUUCUGAAGAUCCACACACGGGACUGGAACCCCAGGCCCUUGGGCGGGUUUCUAGAGGAGCUGGCGGAGAGCUGCGUUGGGUACUGUGGCGCAGAUAUUAAAUCGAUAUGUGCCGAAGCUGCUUUAUGUGCUCUGCGUCGACGCUACCCACAGAUUUACACCACCAGUGAGAAACUGCAGCUGGAUCUCUCUUCAAUUAGUAUCUCAGCCAAGGACUUUGAGGUAGCUAUGCAAAAGAUGGUACCGGCCUCCCAGAGAGCUGUGACGUCACCGGGACAGGCACUGCCCGCCAUUGUGAAACCCCUCCUGCAAAGCACUGUUCACAAGAUCUUAGAAGCCCUGCAGAGAGUAUUCCCACAUGCAGAGAUCAAAACAAAUAAAGCCGUAGACUCAGACAUUUCUUGUUCUCUGCUAGAAAGUGACUUGGCAUACAGCGAUGAUGAUGCUCCAUUGGUUUAUGAAAAUGGACUUUCUCAGAAGCCUUUUAAUAAGGCAAAAGAGCAUUUCAGUUUUCUUCAUUUGAAUAGAAAUGCUUGUUGCCAACCCAUAUCUUUUCGACCAAGAAUGUUGAUAGUAGGAGAACCAGGAUUUGGGCAGGGUUCUCACUUGGCACCAGCUGUCAUUCAUGCUUUGGAAAAAUUGACCGUAUAUACAUUGGACAUUCCUGUUCUUUUUGGAGUUAGUGCUUCAUCCCCUGAAGAAACAUGUGCCCAGAUGAUUCGUGAAGCUAAGAGAACUGCGCCCAGCAUAGUGUAUGUUCCUCAUAUCCACUUGUGGUGGGAGAUAGUUGGACCAACACUCAAGGCCACGUUUACCACAUUGUUACAGAAUAUUCCAUCAUUUGCUCCAGUUUUACUACUUGCAACUUCUGACAAACCCCAUUCUUCUCUGCCAGAAGAGGUGCAAGAAUUGUUUGUCCGUGGCUAUGGAGAGAUUUUUAAUGUCCAGUUACCGGGUAAAGAAGAACGUACAAAAUUUUUUGAAGAUUUAAUUCUAAAACAAGCUGCUAAACCUCCUGUAUCUAAAAAGAAAGCAGUUUUGCAGGCCUUAGAGGUACUCCCAGUGGCACCACCACCUGAGCCAAAACCACUGACAACAGAAGAAGUAGAACGGCUGGAAGAGCAAGAAGAAGACACGUUUAGAGAACUGAGGAUUUUCUUAAGAAAUGUUACACACAGGCUUGCUGUUGACAAGCGAUUCCGAGCCUUCACGAAGCCUGUGGACCCUGAUGAGGUUCCUGAUUAUGUCACUGUAAUAAAGCAUCCAAUGGACCUUUCAUCCGUCAUCAGUAAAAUUGAUCUACACAAGUAUCUGACUGUGAAAGACUAUUUGAGAGAUAUUGAUCUCAUCUGUAAUAAUGCUUUGGAAUACAACCCAGACAGAGACCCUGGAGAUCGCCUUAUUAGGCAUAGAGCUUGUGCUUUAAGAGACACUGCUUAUGCCAUAAUUAAAGAAGAACUCGAUGAAGACUUUGAGCAACUUUGUGAAGAAAUUCAGGAAUCUAGAAAGAAAAGAGGUUGUAGCUCCUCGAAAUAUGCCCCAUCUUACUACCACGUGAUGCCAAAGCAAAACUCCACUUCUGCUGGUGACACAAGGUCAGACCUAGAGCAGAACGUGAAGCUGAAGCCACCCAGUGCUCCCAUGGCGUGCAGUACCCCUGCAAGGUGUGUCCUGCGGAUGACUCGAGCCAGACGUUCUCAAGUAGAACAGCAGCAGCUCAUCAGUGUCGAAAAGGCUCUCAUGAUUCUCUCUCAGCCCACGCCCUCACUUGUUGUAGACCACGAGCGAUUCAAAAAUCUUUUGAGGACUGUUGUUAAAAAAAGUCAAGAAUACAAUAUAUUCCAGUUGGAAAAUUUGUAUGCAGUAAUCAGCCAAUGUAUUUAUCAGCAUCGCAUGGACUAUGAUAAAACAACACUUAUUCAGAAAAUGGAGCAAGAGGUAGAAAACUUCAAUUGUUCCAGAUCAUGAUGUCUUGAUAUCGGGUAUUCAUUCUAUUCAGUUGCUAUUUAAUUCAUUUUUGUCAUAUUUGCAUACCUAAAGCAGUGUGAAAUUUUGCAUCUUUAAGGAAAAAAUUAAAAUAGUAAAAUAAGAGUAUUUAAUUUUUCUUGGUAUUUAUGUACAUGAGAAGACAAAUUACAUGGGUAAGAUAACUGAUAAAUAUUGGGUGGCAAUUUGCAAUGUAAUUUCUUUUAUUGAGCACUUUCAUUUUAUCCUUCCUAAAAUAAUUUGUUGCGUGAGACUAGAAACUGUCUUAGCCAUCGCGUCUUUGCCAGCCUUUUCGUCAUCUUAGUAUCCCUGAGUGCCGGUCUCAGGAAGUGCUUUCAGCGUCCCUUGUUCAUUCUCCCAAAGCCAGAGCACAAGUCACGAUUCGCAGGAGGGGCGUCCCACACACAGCUCUGGCUGCACCAAAUUCCGUGUCAAAAUUUGUUUUUGAGAUGAGCAUUAUUAUAGUUCUCAUUUGGGUUAAUAAAGACGUUGAAUAUUUUUUUAGUUUACUUUUAUAAUGAUGUACACAACAAAUAUAUCAAUAACUACCUUGUUAAACAUCUUUUAAUAGCACAAAGUUUUUAUAUUUGAAAAAUGUUUAUAUCUUUCUAAAAUUGUGUUUAGGUUAUGUUCUAUAGAUAUCUUUUAUAUUCAGUUAUAUAAAUAUAAAUAUUAUAAAUUUUGUAUUAAUGAUACCAAAAAUACAUUUAUUUCUUAAAGUUAAGACUGUUCACCUCCAUACAUGUUCUUUUGGUGAGACGAUGGGAGACUUUGUAAUGAUUCGUUUGUAAAAAUAGCUUCUUUUGGAAACCUUUUGAGAGGAAUAAAGAAUGGUAAUCUAAAAUGAGAGAUUCUGGAUUGUAAUGCAGUUAAUAGUUGAACUGCCUUUUGUUGGUGAUUUAUCUGGAUAUUGUGUUUAAAUAAAAUGCAGUAAAUUGGAUACCUUAAUUAGUAGAUACUGUCUUAAGCAAUGCCAGUCACUGAGAACAUUUAAAUAUGUGUAUAUUCCAGGAGGUAUACAUAUACAUGCUCAUUUUUGUUGACACUUAUAAUUUAUUGUUCUACGUGCAUCUUUUAUAAUUAGGAUUUUAUUUUGUGUGCAUAGCUUAUAUAAUAAAUUUUAGAAGUGAAAACUCAAA
Carlito syrichta (Philippine tarsier) is the source of this 4700-nucleotide messenger RNA. It is a transcript of the gene ATAD2, whose product is annotated as ATPase family, AAA domain containing 2. Gene Ontology annotation, cellular component: nucleus. Gene Ontology annotation, molecular function: ATP hydrolysis activity; chromatin binding; histone binding. The transcript has 26 exons. Lineage: Eukaryota; Metazoa; Chordata; Mammalia; Primates; Tarsiidae. The record is from RefSeq and is a predicted model, not a curated record. The coding region runs from base 100 to 3543 and encodes 1147 amino acids. Gene Ontology annotation, biological process: positive regulation of transcription by RNA polymerase II.